AUGCUCAAGAUUUCGGUAUCUCCAGGUCAUCGUGCAUGUAGUAUUCCCGAAGGGGAGGUUGCGGCUGUCAAAAGUGCAAGGAAUCAUUUGGAUAAUUCUGGAAAGUACUUUUAUUCUGAGGAAAGUUUUCUUGAUGCUAAACAUCCGAUUCACGCCUGUGUUGCUCACCAAAUCUAUCAGAAUGCUCCAGUUUCCAGUGAAAAAGAGAGAACGAAUUCAAAAGUUGUACUAACUGGAUUACAUUUGACAUCGAUACCAAGCACAAUAAUAAAGAACCGAGACCACAUUGAAACACUGAUAAUUGAUAAUAACAUGCUGACAGAGAACUCAUUCAAUAUGCCCAAGUUCAGAAAUUUGAAAGAGUUGUCAGUACGUAAUAAUAAGAUUCGCAAUAUUGGAGUAUUUAUAGCCAACAUGCAGAAAAAUUGCCCAAAUUUGGAAGUUUUGCGGGUCAGAAACAAUCCGGGUUGGCCAGAAAAACUGAAGGAGCAAGAAAAAGUUGUUGUUUCAAAGUGUCUGAGGAAACUGCGAAUUCUCGAUGGUUCUGACACACCCCGUCAAAAACGAUGCUCUGGGUCUUCGUCUAGUUCCGCCAACUCCUCGGAAUCGGAAUAA
Molecule: messenger RNA, 615 nt
Organism: Caenorhabditis remanei
Lineage: Eukaryota; Metazoa; Nematoda; Chromadorea; Rhabditida; Rhabditidae
Exons: 5
Coding region: 1-615 (204 amino acids)
Biological process (GO): melanocyte differentiation
Source: RefSeq, a predicted model, not a curated record